This is a messenger RNA of Salvia miltiorrhiza (redroot sage), 1155 nucleotides long. RefSeq names its product F-box/kelch-repeat protein At3g23880-like. The transcript has a single exon. Lineage: Eukaryota; Viridiplantae; Streptophyta; Magnoliopsida; Lamiales; Lamiaceae. The record is from RefSeq and is a predicted model, not a curated record. Bases 1 to 1155 code for a protein of 384 amino acids. Gene Ontology annotation, molecular function: protein binding.
AUGAAUCCAGAUUUAUUCAAAAAUCUACCACCAGAAAUCAUCACCGAGAUCUUCUUAAGACUGCCUGCUGUAAGCAUUCCAAUAAGCAAAUGUGUUUGCAAGCGAUGGCUCCAUCUGCUGGAGUCUGAUGCUUUUGUCAAGUCUCAUUUUGCCAGAUCCGCCCCCGCCCUCGUUGUUUUGGGGAUUUCAAAUCAGUUGAAAGUUUUGGAAUUGGAAGGCGAGCUCGAUCUCGAUCCACUCAUCAAGUAUCAUUUCCCUAAAUACCACCGAGGAAGAAUACAGAGUUCGGUUAAUGGUUUUCUUGUUAUAAGGAUCCAUGUUGAUGUUGAUCCAAUGGUGCAUGUUGAUAUGCUUUGUGUAUGCAAUCCGAUCACUCGUGAAGUUAUUAAGCUGGAUCUGCCUACAGAUCCACAACUAUCUCCUCCAGAAAUAGUAUCUGCUUUUGGAUUUGGGGCAAGCAAAAUCAGUGGCCGAUACAAGGCGGUCUGUAUUAAAAAUAAGCCCUAUGAUGAUAAAUUGGAUUGUCAUGUAUACACUCUUGGAACAGGAUCUUGGCGACGCCUUGAAGGUAUUCCGUAUAAUUACCAUGAUGGUUCAGGUGCAUUUGUUAAUGGAAAUCUCCAUUGGAUAGCAACCAUUGGAGAAGAUUCGUCAUGGAUUUCUUGCUUUGAUCUUGAAACAGAAUGUUUUAGCUUCUUUAAAACUCCUCCUUAUCAUGCUCAAGGAUUGCCCUUCAUAAGAGGAACGUCCAUUUUUGCUUUGAGCGGUUGCCUAUGGUUUUGCAAGGAAGCAUCCGAUCAUAGAUAUGAAAUUGAAGGUGAGCUUACUAUAUGGAUUAUGAAGAAAUAUGGAGUGGACGAAUCUUGGAGCAAGGAAUAUGUGAUCCCUCUUGUUGAUGGCAUGAGACUUUAUUAUCCCUGCAUCAGGUAUGUUGAGCCCAUCAAAGUUUUCGAAAAUGGCGACCUAUUGAUGUUAGAGAUGGUAUACUUUUACGGGCAGCUUUUCUACUACUCUAACAAGACUAAAACUACGCAAAGGAUUGUUUUGUUUGGUGCACGGGAGGCCUCUGACCGUGUCGACUGUGGGAUUUUCACUCCCACCCUUGUUUCUCUCAAAACUUUAGGUUUAGGUGUGGAGAAUGUAAUCUCAUUCUGA